UCCGUUGCUAUGACAACGAAUGUCAAAGCUAUGGACACUUAGGCACGUGCGUUUCGUUGUAUGUACUUGAUUAAGGUUUACUUACAGGUUUACUAAGUAUUAGCUUAGGCAAAUAAGUAUGGACAAAGGUGUACCGCCGGAUCUUCACAAAUGGCUGAGAAAAUGCUUGAAGAAGGAGUUCGGGAAAACUAUACAAAGCGCUAUAGACAAGGAGCAGGUGCCCAGCGAUAUCGCCUACAAGCUCUCGCAUUCGAGGGAUACGGCCGCUCUGCUGAGUUCCAUGAGGAAGGUGAUCGCCGAGCAAUACGUGGCGGUGAAACCCUCGUCCGCGGCGUCGCAAUCGCAGUCGUUGCUCUCCUUCGCCAGCGAUCUCGCGGCGGACGAUUGGGCUUCUCCGCAAGGAGGCGGGGAGGAGUACAAUUGCAUCAUCGACAAGAUCAGUCGCGACAAGCCGGUCCACGUGAGGCUGGCUGGUUACGAAAUCUUACUGAAGAUCGAAUUGUCCAACGUAAACAGCAGCUCCCAGUGGGACGUUUUCCAGAAGACGCUGCUGGACGGUCUCACGGACGACAGCAGGGCCAUAUUCGACGCCAGCAUGCAGGUACACGCGAAGUUGCUGAAUUGCUCGCAAUUGGACCACACUUACGGCAAUCUGUUGAGCGCGUUCAACGCGCAGUAUCACUCGCCGAAGGUGCGCGAGACCCUGCCCACUCUGAUCUCCGGAAUUAAUUUCAAGUUCUUCCUGCACGAGAAACUGUUCUGCAUAAUGUACUUAAUAAUCCGCUAUCAGGAGGAAAUGCUGAAGAACACCAGGCACAGCGACAAGACGGUGGAGGAAGUUAUAGAGCAGUUCAUAGUAUUUCUCAGUACGCACAGCUUCGGCAACUCGUUGCAGCCCAAAACCUUGAACAUGCUGAAUAUCAUCUCGGUGCUGGAGCCGCAGGCCAAGUGGAGCAAGCGGUGGCUUCACGGUCUCUCGGUCAGGAAGACGUUCAUCGCCGUUCUGGCCAAGUCGCCGGCGUUUCUGCAGAACGUAGUCGAAUGCGUUCAGAGCGGCCUGGCAGAGGCAUCCUGUUCCUUGUCCGUCUCCGUUAUGGACGAGAACAACGAGCUGUGUAUUUCCGGCAACACGAUAGAAACCGCGACUUAUCUGCACUGUUUAACGCUCGUCUCGCAGCUCUGCAGCUACGAGGCGGGUAGAAAAUUGCUCGCGGAGUGUCCGUUGAAAACGUCAUUCGACGUGGCUGAUUUCUUGGUAGAAUUGUUGAGCUCCUUGAACAGAUUGGCGGCAGAAGCACCGAGUGGAGUGUACAACACUUGCUGCAGCGCUCUUCAAAAUAUGCUCAAUGUUUCGGAUGUAUUGUACAACGCUGAAUUUUAUCACGCUGCGUUGUGCCGCAAGGCAUCUCUUUCUGAUAACAAUAUAAAGAUUUGGCCGCACACGUUAAGCAUUAUUUCUCACAUGGUGAACACGGCAGACGGCCCGGCGUUUUUGACUACGAAUUGUAAAGAGCACUCCGAAAACGCACCGUCGAAGUGCCCGGUCGCGAUCGUGAUGCUGUACGCGGCGAAUUUAUUGAAACAGCCGUUUUCUAUAAUGGAUAUAAAAUAUAUUCUGACCUCGUUUAAUCUCGUAGAAAAGUUAUUCGACGUUUAUGACGUUUACGAGGCCGCGCAGGAACAGAUCGAGACGCAGUUCUAUCCGGCCGUCACCAAUUUCUACAAAAGGUUGAACAAGUGCAGCGUCGAGAACGAAAAUAAAAUUCAACAGCUCGAUAGUGCCGUCAAAAAAGUUUUGCUAAAAAUGGUAACGAUACCGCUCGGGCUGCAAGCGCUCGUUAACGAGAAGUUGGUAUUCGAGGAACUGAUUCGCGGAUCAAUCGCUCCCCUAAGAGUGAUCUGGAGUUCUACCGACAUAAUCAGCUUCAUCUCAUCGGCCGGUUAUUUCGAUCUGGGCUACAACGUGCUCGCGGAUCUCGGGCCCCACGUCCUGUCAACUUUGCUCUCGCAAACUUGCACAAACGCAGAAGAUCCCAGAUUCUUUUACGAUCCUUGGGACACAGAGAACGUCGACGAAUUUCUACAUAUACUUACAUUAUUUUCCCUCAAUUUUAAUUGUUUCGCCGCGUUUAUGGUGAAUGACAGCGAGUCGGAUAACGACGAGGAAAAGGAUUAUCCCUCGAACUUGUCCGAGCUGCUGCAGGCUGCGACAGACGAGGAUUCAACUUAUCAUUAUUUAGCACUUCUGUCGUUGAAUACAGUGAUUUGGAAUCUAGACGUUUGUGCCUGCUUAUUGAAUUCGUUGAACUUCCAGGAAGCGUUGUUAGGCCUUCAGAAAAACAGCACGAUUUUCAUUGAAGUUCACAAGGAAGGAUCCGACGAUGAAAUUGAUUAUGAGAAAACAGAGGGCGAUGAUGAUAAGCCAGAGCCGACAAAGGAAUACAUAAUUGACGAAUGCAGUUUCUUGCGACAUAAUAUUUUAUUAAAAUCAUAUUACAUGACAUAUAAAAGGAGGCAAUAUGUCGUACCAUUUGAGGAAUAUGAACUUUUUUCGGAGUUUCCACCGCCCAGAGUAUACGCAGACAUGAUGGACUACCGAGAAAUCGAAUGCGAUUCGGAGCUGAGCGAUAUGCUGCAGGAGGAAAGGCCCGGAUUGCUAGACAUCAGUUGGGUUUCGCAAGUCAGAGCGGCCCACAAAGCCUCGCGAUGCCCGAUCAAAAAUUCGAUAAUGAUAAAUUUGUUGAAUCAAAUGAACAAAGCCAUUCCAACUGCGGAAUGGGUAGAACACUUUGAAUGGCAAGAAAAUAUAACCUACGACACAGAUUAUUGGCUUCCAGAGGACAUAAUUGCUAUUAACAUUGUUUUGAAUUACGCCGAGCAACGAGAGAUUUUAAAAAAUAAUAACGAUAGUCAGAAAAACUUGAAACAAUUCAUUCAUUCUGCUUACAUAUUUAUACAGUACAAUAAACCGAACAGAUUCGAGGGUUUUGAUUGGUUCUUGGCAACAGUAUUCAUUAUCUGUGAUGGAGAUCUGGAUAAAUGCAAGACUUUUAUCAUGCAAUUAAUUCAAUUUCCAUCGACACUGCUUCUCUGGCCGAAAUUAGGCAAAGUUAUCGAUGAAAAAAAUAACGAAAGCACUAGUUCGCAGUUCACUUUUAUGCAAGUUUUAGAAACCAUGGUUAAUAUCGAGCUUCCAAACAUCAAAUAUGGAUUAAAGGAUGUCUUCGGUAUCGACUGGUGGAUGAUAUUCAAUAGAAUGUUAUCGCAAUGCUUUUGGGGAAUCCUUCCAUGGAGCGAGAUAGUUCAUUUUUUUGCAAUUUGCAUUUUGUACCCGUCCGAUUAUAUGGUGUAUUAUGCCGUAUCACUUCUGCAAUUCUGUCAGGAAGAGCUGCUACAGGAUUUAACGAACAGAAAAAUGUGGCCGGAAAGCAUGGUAUUGGACGAGUAUCGCUGUCAUAAUUACAUUACGUAUAUGGAUAAUUUAGGUCAACGAUAUAGAAAUCGAAUUUUACCGGCAAUGACUAAAAAUUUAAAUUCAGAAGAUGAAAUAUAGACAUGAUGCCUCACUCAUCUUGGUAACUUAAAAAGCAACGAAAAAAAAGACACCAUCGACAGCGUCGAAUCAUAAACAAAAUUGCAUUCAUGCAAAAGAAAAUAUCUUACAGAUUCUUAACACUGAAAUAAUUGUAAAAUGUGUGUAUAUAACAAAUAACAAUUAUCAAUUGCGUUAUAAUUAAUAAAAAUUUCUCUGUUCUUCUAUUUCCUAAAUGCUUUCUAUUAGCAUUAGCUACAAUGAACGUAUGUACACUUUGCACAUGUAUGAGAACAUUUUGUG
Wasmannia auropunctata (little fire ant) is the source of this 3835-nucleotide messenger RNA. RefSeq names its product protein broad-minded-like. The coding region runs from base 119 to 3553 and encodes 1144 amino acids. Lineage: Eukaryota; Metazoa; Arthropoda; Insecta; Hymenoptera; Formicidae. The record is from RefSeq and is a predicted model, not a curated record. The transcript has 8 exons.